CUCUCCAUUCGUAGUUGAGAUUCGGCGGAAAUAAGAAGCCGUUCCUUCUUUUCAGUUUUUAUUUUGGAAUUUAUUUCUCUUUAAGUCUCUUUGCUUGCUAUCGAAGCAGAUAAUAAUUCUAAGAAGUUCUCAUUUAAUAAUUAUCAAUUGAAAAGCAUUGAAAGUUGCUUACUUUGAAAAAGACAAAACUAAAGAACACAAAGGAAAAAAACGAAAGAAUUUGUCUCAUGAACACCAUAAAGGAGAACAAAAUAAUCGAUAUCAGAAAAAUAUAAAAAAAUCAUUUCAGUGUCAAAUUAUUUACUUGUUUUGUGAUAACGUGCAACGAGAGAUAAUAAAACCUAAAGCUUGUAUUCAUCGAGAAGAAACUAAGGCCAAUUGUGUACUCAAAAAAAAUUGUUUUAAUUUCUCUGAAAAGUUUAACAAUUAAAAUAAAAGAAAAAUGGCAUUAAGAUGCUUAGGAGUAUUGAUUAGUAAGGAGAUAUCUGCCGGUAUGACGCGCAGAAUCAGUACCACAGCUACAAGAAAAAUGCUUCAUGAUUCACCAAAUGCACAACUCAACAAACAACUGUUGAAUAGGUACACGCGACUUCAACAACAGAUUGAUCCGAAAUAUAUUCAAGCAACUUACUUGUGGAUCGAUGGAACUGGAGAGAAUGUAAGAUUAAAGGACCGUGUGUUAGAAAAAAUCCCAACUAGGCCUGAAGAUUUGCCACAUUGGCAAUACGAUGGCUCAUCGACAUAUCAAGCUCUUGGCGGAAACUCUGAUAUUUCCCUUGUUCCGCGUGCAAUUUAUCGUGAUCCAUUUAAGGCUGGAGAAAAUGAUAUCAUAGUUCUUUGUGACACUUAUAAGCCUGACGGCACACCAUGCGACUCCAAUCAUCGUGCAGCAAUGCAAGCGGCCUAUGAUCAAACUAAAGAUGAAGAACCUUGGUUUGGAAUCGAACAGGAAUAUACGUUCUUAGAUGUUGAUGGACGCCCCUUGGGAUGGCCUGCAAAUGGUUUUCCUGGCCCGCAAGGACCUUAUUAUUGCGCUGCUGGUGCUGACAAAGUCGUUGGUCGCGACGUUGUCGAAGCUCAUGCCUUGGCAUGUCUUUAUGCAGGUGUUCAAUUUGCCGGCACAAAUGCUGAAGUAAUGCCAGCUCAAUGGGAAUAUCAAGUUGGGCCAUCAUUAGGCAUGAAGGCCGCUGAUGAUCUUUGGGUAUCGCGUUAUAUUUUAUGGCGUAUUGCUGAAGAGUUUGGUGUUGUCGUCACCUUCGAUCCAAAGCCAGUGGAAGGUAAUUGGAAUGGCGCCGGUGGCCACACAAAUUUCUCAACCAAUGCAAUGCGAAAAGACGGUGGCAUUAGUGCGAUUGAACAAGCGAUCGAAAAGCUUUCGAAACAACACUUGAAGCAUAUUAAAGCUUAUGAUCCACGUGGAGGAAAAGAUAAUGAACGUCGUUUGCUUGGCGCACUUGAGACAUCGUCAAUCGAUAAAUUCAGUUCAGGUGUCGCUGAUCGUAGUUGCAGUGUUCGUAUACCUCGCGGUGUUGCGAAUGCUAAGAAAGGUUAUUUGGAAGAUCGUCGGCCAAGCUCCAAUAUGGAUCCAUACAGUGUCUGCAAUGCAAUCCUUGAGACAACAAUGUUGAACAAAUAAUUUCAUUCAAUCAGCAGAGAAUAACGAAGAAAAAUAUCACAAAUCACAAUAAGAAGAAGAAAUCCGAUCAUGAAUGAAUGAAACAAAAACGAAAAAUUGGCCGCGUUAUUAAUUUCUUGUUUACUAGGUAAAUUUUAUAAAGUCUUUCGAUUUUCCUUCGGUUUUUGUUUUCCAUCGAAUCGUUUUAAUGUAUUAAAUAAGUUUCAAAGUACUUGAAGUUUGCUGAUUACACGAUGUAUACUGUUUAUUAUUUAAUUAAGUUUUCUGUUUCGAAGUUUUAUGAAUUUUUAAUUAUUAAAAUUUUUAUUUAGCGGGGAAAUGUUAAAUAAUUUAAUUAUGAAAUGUAUUUUUUUGCAAAGUUAUAAGUUACGUCACGAUAAAUAAUUAAAUGAAAACUUUUCGCUCAAAUGCUGUCCACUUAGUUGUUAAGCUCAGAAAAUUUAAUUUAAUGCUUUUAAGAGAUAAUUUUUAAAUUGUGUCAUGACUUUUGGAUCCUCUCGAUAGAAACUCAACAAUUUUCUAAAAUUGCAUAAACAUAAAAUAAAAAUUUAAUUUCAAAUAUUUCAUUUUCUUUAUUCUUUAUCUUUUAACAACUUUCACUUUUUUCUUUUUAUAGUUUUUUCUUCAAAAAUAAAAAAUGAAAGUCAACUCCAACAUUAUCUAAAGAAGUCAAUUAAAGUUAUCAAAUUUAAUAAAAGAAUUUAAAUCGACAUUCUCUGAAACAUGUGACAUGUCUACAUAAUUCUCUUCAUAAAUAUUAUCUUAUCCGUAGAAAAAAAUGUGGAACGCAUGAAAAAUAUCUUUAAAAAGACUAAAUUGUUUUAAAAGUGCUUAGAGUACUCAAAAAGUUCACUUAGGAAAUUGACUGGAGUUGUGAGAAUGAAAAGAUAAAUGUCAGCAUUUUACUAUUGGCACUUGUUUCGAGAAUUUAUCUUUAAAACUUCUCCAUUCAUCUUGAAAAUGAAUGAGCUUGGAAAAAGAAUUGAUAGACAAGACUCACUUUUCUUAAGAAGAUCAAAACAGAAAGCCUCAGAAAGAAAUUCUUUUAUUGAACAAUAAAGUCUUUUGAUAUUGAAUUGAGAUGAAAAUUAUAGAAAAGUAAAUAUCAAGAAAAAAGAAAAUAUUUUUAAAUACUAAGACGAAGAAUGAUGAGAAGCAGUUGUUUCUAUAUUUAUUCAUACUCUUUUUUUCGAAGAAGAAUUUUUUAACAUGUUGUCAAAUUAAGUAAAGUAGAGUUGUAGUUACGUGUCUGUUUGUGGUGUGCUUAAUUAAUAUUAUAGAUAUGAAAUUGUUAAAAGUCACUUUUUUGACGAAAGACAAUAAAACUUAAGUGAAAAUGUUGGUUGAUAUGACAAUAGUUUGUCACUUAUAUAGGAAAUUCCAUUCUACCUAGGCAAGUUUGACACGAGGAUAAAUAAUUUUAUAAGGUUCUUUGUUUUCUUAUACUAUUCAAUAAUUUUUAACCUCGUUUCGCUGACGAAUGGAACAGGCAGAAUUUUAAAUUAAAAUGAGAAAAUGGAAAUAAAAAGAAGUUUUCUUCGUUUAUAAAUAGAACCAAA
Clunio marinus is the source of this 3195-nucleotide messenger RNA. Lineage: Eukaryota; Metazoa; Arthropoda; Insecta; Diptera; Chironomidae. The record is from the annotation of a GenBank genome assembly.